Molecule: messenger RNA, 1062 nt
Organism: Solanum lycopersicum (tomato)
Lineage: Eukaryota; Viridiplantae; Streptophyta; Magnoliopsida; Solanales; Solanaceae
Source: RefSeq, a predicted model, not a curated record
UGUGUUGUUGGCUCAUUUUGUAUACUAUGGCUAAAGCAUAAAUUGGGUUACCAAAAUUGGCUAUCUUUGCACUUGGCAAACAUAUAUAAUUGGGCCAUAGAAAUGUCCAGAUGGUCACGGGUCUCAGAUGUGUGAGCAAUUGUUUACUGUUUAGUAAUGGUGAUGGCGGAUCUCGAUGUAGAAGAAGAAGUCGCGGUAACAGAAACUCAGCUAGAGAAGCUUAUGAAAUGGGAACGUAGGAAGGAUUUUCGAUCUCUUUCCGAUCCACCAUCGGUCGUUUGCUCUAUGUUCGAGAUCCGAGAUAAUACACUCCACAAAUCUUCCGGCGAGUUCGCGGUAUUUCCUCCGGUAAACCACGAGAACCUUUACAUAUCCGUGAAUUCUGUUCAGAAAACUCAUAGCCAGUCAUCGUCACCGCCGUUUCCCUCAUCCCCGUCGGUGUCGUCGUUAUCAUCAUCCUCAUUUUCACCUUCUCAUAGAGAUAACGAUGAUUCGUCCUAUUCAUUCGCAGCCUCAGAUUCCAAUGUAGUGGAUCCACUGAAAUCUGUACCAGAUAGUCCUCGGCCCCCAGCCAGAGCAGCUUGUAACGGAGGAAGAUGGUGGAAUUUGGGACUGCAAGUGUUGUUCUCUAGAAGUAGCAUUUUAAACCGGGGUUUCACUUCAGCUCGAAGGGCUGUAACGAUUGUUCUCUCGCCGUUUGGUAUGGCGGCAAUACUUGUGAUGUUUGCGUAUUUUCGUAGGCGACGAAGAUUGAUUAGAGCACAGAAUGGGGAAGAGCUGAGACGCACCAUUAGAGCGAAAGAUGAGAGAAUAAAUCAACUUCUAAGUCAAAUAGCAGAGAUGAAUCAGGUAUUUGUGGCUAUGCACAAACGUAAUCUGUCCAAGAAUUAGCUGAAAUUAGUAUGUAUCAAUAUUAUGCAGUGUAGGGAUAAUGGUCAAUACGCGCACAUUCAUCAUGCUGAAUGUCGAUGCUCUAAGUCCAUUAACGUACUGUGUAUGCAUGUAGUUUGAAACUCAAUUCUUGCAAAUAUACCACAAAUGGUAGGUUUGUUUAGAUAUGAA